Messenger RNA from Cooperia oncophora, 450 nucleotides. NCBI's taxonomy places the organism in Eukaryota, Metazoa, Nematoda, Chromadorea, Rhabditida, Trichostrongylidae. The record is from the annotation of a GenBank genome assembly.
AUGCUAAGAGCAGAAACAAAAAAAUCGCUCUAUGAAGACCCGGGCAAGUGGAAAGAAUACUUGCAGGCAGCUGAAAGAAUAGGAAUAGUCGAGGAGACCAAGUUGGAACCAACGUUUGAGGAGGGAAUUAAGAAAGUCGAAACAUACAGAUUGGCAGUCGAUGGCACUUUGGAUGGACUUGAAGCGAUAAUGCAGCCAAACCAUAAAGUUGUGGAAACAGGAGCUAUAGUUGCUCCACCCGGACAAAACCCACACGAGUUAAUGGCUGCUGCUUGCACAAAGCUGAAGCACUUCGUUGAGAGCAACCAGCAGGACCUAACCACUAUUAUCUUCCAGGCUCGUUUAGAAAUUGUCAUUGGUGCGAUGAAUAAAUUGGCCGGAGGCAGAGCGGUUAUCACAAACAAAAGGCCGGGCGGCGGUUCGACGACUUCGACGUUUUGUCACCGUUGA